CUCCACCUCCGCCGUGUGUUCUCCGCUGUCACGAGGAGCAUCUCAGUUACGCGCCACGGGGUUGAGAAGGCGGACGUGUUCAUUCGGCGUUCCGGCCCGACGCUUUUACGUGCGUGCGAGAGAAAAAAAAACAACAAGCAAAACAAACCCACCCGUCGAAUCCGCGCGCCUGCGUUCGGGCUAAUUAAUAUUUGCGCGCCAUUAUCGACUCGAUCGAUCGAUCUAUCGUUAUCGCCGCCGCGGUCGUUGUAACCUUUCCCGCCCAUUCGGCGACGCGCGCGUCGCGAGUGACGCAGAAAACGGAAAAGACGCGUAUUACGGUAAUAAAUUAGGGUAUUAGGGUAACGAAAGACGCGUAACAGGGUCGUUAAAAUUGCGAUCGUGCGUAACAUAGCAUAACCAUUAAUCAUGACAUCGAAAUUGACGCGCGGCGAUCUUCGAUCCUUGACCGAAGAGAAUCGCAGCGAUUAAUUAACCGCGGUGCCUCCGUGUCUUCGUGUCGCUAUUGAUUUAUCGGGACGAUGAAUCGGCAUGUAUAAGAGUAACAACAACGGCGAGACGCGCGCACGUCGCGAAGGCGAGUGCGACACGCGAGCCGACCAAGUGCGAAACGAAGUCGGGCUCUUCGUUUUGCCGCGUGAUGACUCGGCACGUCCGCAGAUUCGCGUGACACGCGUAGCACAGCCCUAUUAGACGAUAUCGCACGGAAAUCCGUCUUACGCGCCCGCGUCGAACUCGCCGCUGCGCGCGUAAUGGACGAAAAACACCGCGAGCGUGUUUAACGCGCAUCACGCAACGAGCAAGCGACCGAUCAAUCGUCGAUUCGUCCGUUCGUUCCCUGAGAUGCAAGCGAAAGCGAUUGACUCGGACACGUGUGAGAUUGAGAGGAUGCGAGAGAGUGGUCGUUAAGAAUAUUGGGGAACGACGAAGGUCUCGACCGUUUGGCUGAAGCUGAAGAGAGGAGCGAGCGCGGAAACGCGACUCAGGACGCGGAAACGGGGAAAGUUUUACGCACGGAACUGGUAGCGGAUCGUUCCGAUACAGAGUCGAGAUAGGAAGGUAUCGGUAUUGCAAUUUGUGACGAUUGGGACAACUGGGGGAGGGACGAUAGCGACGCGUACCGAGAUAACUCUCACUCCGGAGUGCUUCCCGAUGGUAAAUUUCAUGAAGGUUGCGGAACGCUAUCGUUCUACUGAACUGAACGAGCAGCUGACAUCAUCAUCCCCCUCGUAUCAUCUGCUUUCAAUAUCUGGUCUGGCAUUGAUCAGCUCCGCGACUUCGACGGCUCUUCUUCAGCGAGCGGAGCGAUUUCAGUUGCCUGACGGGCAACUGCACGAGAAUAGAACACACGAAUUUAGAACACGGAGAUAGAGCGUGGGAAUUUAUCUAAGAAAUUUCGUAGACAUUCUCUUUCGACACCGGAGCGAUGGGAGUCACGUGCCACGCCAACGCGUUCGUCCGCGUUCCUGUUUAAGACGCAACCGGUCGGGAAGAGGGAGAGCGGGUCGCGAGGUGUUUCAGGGAUAUCGGGAGUCCUCGAGGAAGCGAUGAUUGCACACAAAAUCGGCGGAAGGCAUCGCGAUGCCGCGUUCGUCCCGACGUCACGAUUGCCUCGAUCGAUCGCGAUAGAAUGGCGCGCUUCGUGAUCGGGAGGUAACAUCGACGACAAUCGGGCACUGCGUCGUCCGCGUCUUGCAUCGUCGACGACGGCCAAUAGGAAACCCGAGUCUUCGUCCCGAGCCGACGGUCGCGAUGGGAUUUCCGUUGAACGCGACCGAGCCGUACGACUACCAGGAUCAGAACUCCGUCCCGACGAACGCGUCGUCCGUGGUCGCGGAGCUGGACGUGCCGUACACCGUCUGCGAGACCCUGGUGGCGAUCUGCGCCGUGUUCGGCAACGGCCUGGUGAUCAUCGUCUUCGGCAAGGAGCGUCGGCUACGCAGACGCACCAACUAUUACAUCGUCUCGCUGGCCGCGGCCGAUCUCCUGGUCGGACUGUUCGCGAUCCCCUUCGCGAUCCUCGCGAACAUCGGCCUGCCGACGAACUUGCACGCCUGUCUCUUCACCACGUCACUCCUCGUGGUCCUGUGCACCAUCAGCAUCUUCUGCCUGGUGGCGGUGUCCGUCGAUCGUUAUUGGGCGAUACUGCAUCCCAUGGGAUACUCACGUACCAUGCGCACCAAAACUGCCAUAGGUAUAAUAUGCGCGUGCUGGGUAGCGGGUACUCUGGUGGGCUUCUUACCGCUGUUCGGAUGGAAUGCCGGCGAGCCGAGCGAUCACAGAUGCCUCUUCACGCAGGUGAUGGAUUACAACUAUCUUGUGUUCCUGUACUUCGCCACGAUCAUCUUCCCCGCCCUGCUGAUCGCAGCGUUCUACGCCCACAUAUACCGAGUGAUCGUAAAGCAGCAAAUCGUCACGAUGGAUCCCAACGGCGGCGGUGCUGGCAACGUCCGCCGUAUCACCGGCCUGCAUCUCGGCGCUCAUCAGACGUCCGGGACAAUGCUGCGCGUCCUCGGCGCGGCGCGCAAGCGGGAGGUCAAGGCCACGCAGAAUCUCUCGCGCAUCGUCCUCUUCUUCAUCGUCUGCUGGUUCCCGCUGUACACGAUAAACUGCGUGAUGGCAUUUUGCCCCAAGUGCGAGGUGAACGACUUCCUUUUGAAGUUCUGCAUCAUCCUCUCGCACAUCAACUCGGUCGGCAAUCCGCUCCUCUAUGCCUAUCACCUCAAGGACUUCCGCGCCGCGCUCAAGAACUUUACCUGGCGGCUGCUGUUUCCGCACAGCGACGUGAAGGCCAGCGUGAUCAGUGUGAUCCACGAGCGCGGUUCCCUUGCCGGGUCGCAGAGGCUUCAGCAGCAAUUCAGUGGUCUUCAGCAGUCGAGGAGCCAAAGGACGAGUUUGCUCCGUCAGGUGAUCGGCGAUGCCAGGAAGACAGGUGGGUAUCCCGAGAGGCGCGUCUCAUCACUACGCGACAGGGAGACACGCCAGAACGUCGCGGAGCCAUCGAUAAACGUCAAUACUACGGCUCUAAUCAGCAAUUCCGCACCAGCCAAUGAACGACUGAUCGGAGAGCUAGCUAACGACGUCGAUCGUAACGACGUGAUUGAGCGUGACACCGCUUCUCCGAUGGAGUUAAAGACGUACAAAUCGCUGGCGCCGCUCUUGCCCGCUGAGGAGGACUGCGUCGAGGAGACACCGCCCGCGUCCAUCUUCGUGAUAGAGGCUGAUGUGGUAAAUCAUACCGCUCCCGGUCGUCUUCGACAAGUUUUGCGCGUUUCGCUCGAUGAAGAGUCGCGAGAUAGAGUCGACGUAGUAACCGGAUAACUGGAAGAGAAAGAGAGAGAGAAUAAUCAUAUCAAAUCGUGUACGAUUACGAUAGUAAGGAGAAAACUUGAAACUCUCUGUGCGCGAUUUUUAUUAUUAAAAUGCAUAUAUUCCGAUAAAUUUAUUUUAUAUAUUAUUGAUUAAAUGUGUCAUGUAACAUGUGCAAGUAAAACAACGCGUUAUUUAAAGUGUUAUUAUUAAUGAUACUCUAGAAACUUUAAAAAGACGGAAGCAUAAAGUGAUAAAUAGAGCAACAAUCAUUUAAUUCGUUAUUUGUAAUUAAACAUUGUAAAUAAAAAAAAGAAUAGGAUAAAUUAAGGUAAAUACUAAAAACUUGGAUGAAGAUACAUGAGAAAAGAGUGCUAAUUAAAUCAGUGAUGAGGCACUAGUUUUUCAAUGACGAGUUAUUUUAUAUGAAGCUAAUGACGAGGCAGAAUUUCCAAGUGAUUGAGUAUCGAGAGAAACGGUAUGCUUUUAAUGUAUAAUAGAAAAGUGCACAUUCGUGAUCGUGUCUAUUACAUAUCGCUCAAAGUGGAACACUUGAUUAUACAUUGUGUAAUUCCUGGUUUUCCCUCGCACUCUCUACAUGCGCAAUUGCUGUACAUAUAGUGUGUGUGUCUGUGUGUGUGUGUGUGUGACUGAUAUAUUUUGAACUUAUUAGAGUGAUUUAUAUCAUAACAAAUAUCAGAAUAUAAAUAAUAUUUUAGCUGCGCUCCUUGUUAAAAGAUAAUCAAUUUUACUGAAUUGCACUCUGAAGAGUAGAAAGCAAGAUCUCAAUACUUUUAAUCGGUUUCUCAAAUACACACCUCUCUCCCUUCUCGAAGCAUGAUCUAGCAAAAAUUUGUUAUUGAUAAAAUUGCGGUCUAAUAAUAUGUUUUCUAACUAUAUAAUUAAUGAGUGUCAUGUAAAUAAGUGUUUAGAAGUUUGACGAAUUUUAUACUCAUAAUCUGUAUUUAUCCAUGAGCUAUUUAUUUAGCGAUUACGUGCGAUCUCAAUCAUCUUGACGAUCACUCAUGCCAUCUUAGACACUGCGUAUCUAAACUAUAAAACUAUUUAAAAUUUUUUAAUUUUUAACUAUUUAAAUUAUAUAAAAUUAUUUAUUUUUUUUACUUCCAAAUAUUACACUUUGAAGUUGAAGUUGAACUGGACAUGUUACUCCAAAGAGCGGAAAGAAUCGCUGCGAAAUGAAACGAAAAUAAUAAUAGCGCAAACAAAAGAAUGUAGAAAUACUCAUCCAUUGUUUCGUAACUAUGACUUUGUUUUUUUACGACUCCGUCAAGCAAUCUUGGCAUAACAUAGUCUCUCGACGUGAUUGCAAUGUAACUUGUCGCGAUGAAACUAAUUAAAGUAAUCAAAAAGCAUGAUUUCUAUGCCUGCUUCUAUUACUUACGAAACAAUGACGUACGAUUACAAUAUUUCUACAUACUUCCUUUGAAGCUUAUUGUAUUUUACAAUUUAAAAUGCAACAUUCGAAACUCGAAAAUUUUGAAUACUUUUAUAGUUACAUUUAACGCAGUGUAAUGUAAGCCAUGAACUAAUCUAAAUCUCGCCAUUUCAUUGUAAUAAUUGUACAAAUAACAAAUGUCCGAAAAGUUACGUGCAAGAGCACAUGUGGGGUGCUACUAAAUAGUGCUGUAUAAACACUUUGCGUAUCGGUGUUACAAGUGAUGUCAGUGUUAAUAAAGCUUUGCACGUGUAAUCUGUA
Molecule: messenger RNA, 5026 nt
Organism: Ooceraea biroi (clonal raider ant)
Lineage: Eukaryota; Metazoa; Arthropoda; Insecta; Hymenoptera; Formicidae
Product: adenosine receptor A2b
Biological process (GO): G protein-coupled adenosine receptor signaling pathway; adenylate cyclase-activating G protein-coupled receptor signaling pathway
Cellular component (GO): plasma membrane
Molecular function (GO): G protein-coupled adenosine receptor activity
Source: RefSeq, a predicted model, not a curated record